GAAAAACUGGAAGAAGGGCCAAGGCUGCCGGGGUCCUUCGUGCGGCUGCUACGAAGAAGAAGAAGAAGAACCCCAAGGAAUGCAAGCAAAUUAAGCCAUGUUCUACAAAGAAUGGAUUCUGUAAAAUGAAGUGUAAUGAAGAUGAAAAGCCCUUGAAAAAAAAUAACCUGUGCAAGAAGACUUGCCGCUGCUGUGUUCUAAAGAAGAAAAACAAAAGAAAUGCAAGAAGACGGACGCAUGCAAGGAAGAAGGAGGAAAGUGCAAAAAGGUCAAGAGUUGUAACAGCAAUGUAAUGUCAUACUCGUGUGAUAAAGGUUGCGUGUGCUGCAUUGAGGAUAGAGAUUGUGCCCAGCCCCUUGAAUGUAGAAAAAAUAAUGGCGUCUGUAUGAAGACCUGUAGCGGCGAUGAGAGGGAACUGAAGGAUUUGUGCUACACAUACAACACAGGGCCGACCUGCAGGUGUUGUGCUCCCAAGUGCUCGCAAGACUCAGCCUGCACCCUGUGGGGAGGAGUUUGUGUGGAUGGUCCCGAACAGUGUCCAACAGAAUUUGGCACACACAUGGUCUCUGAAGGCUGCACAGGAUACAACUGUGUAUGUUGCAAACCAGUUUCAGGUAGAGAUUGCGCAGAGGCCGUCGAAUGUAGUAUUAAAAAUGGCAUCUGUAAGAAGACCUGUAGCGGCAAUGAGAGGGAGCUGAAGGAUUUGUGCCAGACAGACAACACAGGGUCCAUCUGCAGGUGUUGUGCUCCCAAGUGCUCGCAAGACUCAGCCUGCACCCUGUGGGGAGGAAUUUGUGUGGAUGGUCCCGAACAGUGCCCAACGGAAUAUGGCACACACAUUGUCACUGAAGGCUGCACAGGAUACAAAUGUGUAUGUUGCAAACCAGUCACUACCACACAAAAACCCAUGACUACUGAUAGUCCUGGCGGUCCUAGUGACUCUACCUCUCGCGAUCCUGGUCCUAGCGGCUCUACCUCUGGUGGUCCUGGUCCUGGAGGUAGUACCUCUGGUGGUCCUGGUCCUGGAGGUAGUACCUCUGGGGGUCCUGGUCCUGGAGGUAGUACCUCUGGGGGUCCUGGUCCUGGAGGUAGUACCUCUGGUGGUCCUGGUCCUGGAGGUAGUACCUCUGGUGGUCCUGGUCCUGGAGGUAGUACCUCUGGUGGUCCUGGUCCUGGAGGUAGUACCUCUGGUGGUCCUGGUCCUGGAGAUAGUACCUCUGGUGGUCCCGGUCCUGGAGAUAGUACCUCUGGAGGUCCUGGUCCUGGCGACUCUACCUCUGGUGGUCCCGGUCCUGGAGACAGUACCUCUGGCGGUCCUGGUCCUGGCGACUCUACCUCUGGCGGUCCUGGUCCUGGUGACUCUACCUCUGGCGGUCCUGGUCCUGGUGACUCUACCUCUGGCGGUCCUGGUCCUGGUGACUCUACAUCGGGCGGUCCUGGAGACAGUACCUCUGGCGAUCCUGAAGACAGUACUUCUGGCAAUCCUGAAGACAGUACCUCUGGCAGUCCUGACGACAGUAGCUCUAAUGAUACUGAUGAUUCUAGCAUGGCUUCGGAUAGUUCUGAUAGUACUGAUAGUAUGACUAAAGGUUAAGUCUAUCACUGCAUUGAAACACUUUUAUCCUUCACUCUUGAACAUUCUGUAUGGGAUUGGCCACCCUGACCUUUGACAAUGCACUAUAUUUUAUGAACAUCACUGAUACAAGACCAAUUCCUUUGUUCUCUAUUCGAUAGUCACUGUCCUGUCAUGUAGGAGUCUGUGUUGAAGCAUAUUAUGAAUUGCCUGUUGCUCGAGGAUUGAGUGAAACAGAGACAGUGCUUGAAUCAAAAUAAAUAUUCAUUAGUAUUAU
This is a messenger RNA of Portunus trituberculatus (swimming crab), 1850 nucleotides long. Its product is annotated as protein SPT2 homolog. Lineage: Eukaryota; Metazoa; Arthropoda; Malacostraca; Decapoda; Portunidae. The transcript has 5 exons. The coding region runs from base 293 to 1594 and encodes 433 amino acids. The record is from RefSeq and is a predicted model, not a curated record.